CGUCCUGUCACUACCGUGUAAGACUGUAAGGUGAUGACAGAAGCUGUUUCCUGGUAAUGGCCCCACCCACCGGAUCUCCGGCUCCACGUCACGCGUAUGACACUGCGCAGAGUGCUGUACGCUGAUUGGCUGAGAUACGCUUUGUGGCCGCGCGUCAUGCGUGCUGCUGAAAGCCGGAACCAGCUCCCGAGCACCGGGCAGCAACAGCAGCCAGCAGCUGAGACUCCGGACACCAGGCCGGGCAGCGGGGAGGCCACAUCUAUCGCACGGUUCCAUAUUGGAGAAGGAUGCUCUCACCUAGGGCCUAGCAUCUGCGGAAACUCCCCCGCACUCCUGUCCUCAACUAUGGGCUACUCAGUGGAGGUUCCACGAAUACGGGGUGAUAUGUGGAGACAGCUGCUGCUAUGCCUAAUGUUCCAGGCGGCCCUGGGAGCGGAGCAGGCUGCCAUGGCCAAGGAAGAGAAGGCGCAGCUCAGGGCACAAGUGCUAGAAAUGUUUGAUCAUGCAUAUGGCAAUUAUAUGCGACACGCAUAUCCUGCUGAUGAACUCAUGCCUUUGACGUGUCGUGGUAGAAUACGUGGCCAGGAACCAAGCAGAGGGGAUGUGGAUGAUGCGCUGGGAAAAUUUUCCUUGACAUUAAUUGACACAUUGGAUACACUAGUGGUGCUUAACAAAAGCCAGGAAUUUGAAGAUGCUGUUAGAAAAGUAAUUAAUGAUGUAAAUUUAGAUAAUGACAUUGUGGUUUCUGUAUUUGAAACAAACAUUCGAGUUUUGGGUGGUCUACUUGGGGGACACUCCGUUGCCAUCAUGUUGAAAGAAAGAGGAGAGUGGAUGUUGUGGUACAAUGAUGAACUGUUACACAUGGCCAAAGAGCUUGGCUACAAACUCCUUCCAGCUUUCAACACUACAAGUGGCCUUCCCUAUCCAAGGGUGAAUUUGAAGUUUGGGAUUAGAAGGCCAGAGGCGCGGACAGGCACUGAAACUGACACAUGUACAGCCUGCGCAGGAACGCUCAUCCUAGAGUUUGCUGCACUAAGCCGUUUCACUGGAAUAUCAAUAUUUGAGGAACAUGCCCGGAAAGCACUAGAUUUUCUCUGGGAGAAGAGGCAGCGUAGUAGUAACUUGGUUGGUGUAACAAUAAAUAUUCAUACAGGAGACUGGGUGCGCAAAGACAGCGGUGUGGGUGCAGGAAUAGAUUCUUACUAUGAAUAUUUACUGAAGGCCUACGUGCUGCUUGGUGAUGACAGCUAUUUGGAAAGAUUUAAUACACAUUAUGAUGCCAUUAUGCGGUAUAUCAGUCAGCCACCACUACUGCUGGAUGUUCAUAUACACAAACCCAUGCUCACUGCCCGGACGUGGAUGGAUUCCCUGCUUGCAUUUUUCCCUGGUCUUCAGGUCUUGAAAGGAGACAUAAGACCUGCUAUAGAAACUCAUGAAAUGUUGUAUCAAGUAAUAAAAAAACACAAUUUCCUGCCAGAGGCCUUCACAACUGAUUUCAGAGUUCACUGGGCCCAACAUCCAUUAAGACCAGAGUUUGCGGAAAGCACAUAUUUCUUGUACAAGGCAACAAGUGAUCCUUAUUAUCUACAAGUUGGCAAGACAAUAAUUGAAAAUUUGAAUAAAUAUGCACGCGUUCCCUGUGGAUUUGCAGCUGUGAAAGAUGUACGUACUGGGAGUCAUGAAGACAGGAUGGAUUCAUUUUUCCUGGCAGAGAUGUUUAAAUAUCUCUAUUUGCUAUUCUCUGAGAGGGAAGACCUUCUAUUUGAUAUAGAGGAUUAUAUUUUUACUACAGAAGCUCAUCUUUUGCCUCUCUGGCUAUCUACAGCAAACCACACACAAUCAAAGAAAAAUAUGACUACACAGUACACAGAGCUUGAUGAUAGCAAUUUCGAUUGGUCUUGUCCAAACACACAAAUCCUUUUUCGCAAUGACCCUCUGUAUGCCCAGAGCAUCCGGGAACCCUUAAAAAAUGUGGUUGAUAAGAACUGUCCUCGUACUACUUCUAGAAUAGAUGACAUUUCUGGCAAUGGGAACAGGCCUCCAUUACGUGCUAGAGAUUUUAUGGCUAGUAACCCAGAACAUUUGGACAUACUGAAGAAAAUGGGAGUGAGCCUGAUUCAUUUGAAAGAUGGAAGAGUUCAGCUAGUCCAACAUGCCAAUCAAGCUGCAAGUUCUGUAGAUGCAGAAGAUGGUUUACGUUUUAUGCAAGAGAUGAUUGAGCUCUCCAGCCAGCAGCAGAAAGAACAACAGUUGCCUCCCCGUGCAGUGCAAAUAGUGUCUCACCCAUUUUAUGGAAGAGUGGUAUUGACUGCAGGACCUGCCCAGUUUGGAAUGGAUUUAUCCAAACACAUUGCAGGGAGCCGUGGCUUUGUAGCCAAAACUGUGCCAUACAGUGGCUGCUCAGAAAUAACCAACAUGGAGGCGAUAAAAGGGAGAGUUGCACUAAUGCAGAGAGGUCAAUGCAUGUUUGCAGAGAAGGCUCGGAAUGUGCAGAAAUCUGGGGCUAUUGGAGGAAUCGUUAUUGAUGACAAUGAUGGCAGCAGCAGUGACACAGCUCCUCUGUUCCAAAUGGCCGGGGAUGGGAAGAACACUGAUGACAUUACCAUACCAAUGUUGUUUUUGUUCAGCAAGGAAGGAAAUAUUAUUCUUGAUGCACUUCGUGAAUACCAAGAGGUGGAGGUUCUCAUGUCUGAUAAGGCCAAAGACAGAGAUUUAGAAGGCGAAAGUGCAGAACAGAGAUCCGGGGAAAAUGAUUCACAGAAACAGAUUCCAGCAGACCCUUCCAAACCUCCAGAGAAUUUAGAGAUUGCACAGUAUGCUGCUGAUGAAACCUCUCCAGUAUCUCAAUCCAAAAAUACCCAGUCUUCCAAUAGUGAUAGUUCUCUCCAACCUGCAAAUCCACCUCGCCAUAAAGACACAGAUAACUUUGGAGAUAAGCCACAGAGUCCUUCAGCAAAUACAGAAGAAUCCACCAAUGAGAGGUGGGACAAUAAAGUUCAGCCAAUUCAGUCAAUACUGGCAGAUUGGAAAGAAGAUAUUGAGGCAUUUGAGAUGAUGGAGAAAGAUGAACUAUGACCAAAACCAUUUUGUUCAGAACUUAUGUAUAUAAUGGAAAUGUUAUUGCAAGCCUUCCCUAAGGGAUAGAGCUCAUUGUGAACACCAUAUUCGAAGGACGGUACUUACCUGUAGCAUUGACUUCUGUAGAUUAUCAAUGGUUGCUAUCUCCAAGGCAUGUCCUUUUCAUAUGUUGUGAUGGAGCUGGUAACUUGGGGUUAUAUGUACCAGAUCAAAAUUCUAUUUUUUAUGAUGAUCUAGAAAGGGCUGGAAGAUGUAUGCCUUUUGGCCAUUUCUGGGGGGGAAAACACAACUAUUCUCUCCUUAACAAGAAGCAAAACAUAUCCACACAUUCCUCUCCUAGUUUAUUUAUUAAAUCAUAAGAAAUUAUAAGAGCAAUCCUCUUAAAUUCUGAUUUAUUCUGGGAAUGUAUGAUUAGAUAUGGACCCGGUAUAUAUGUUUGGUUUUGGUCUGUUUUAGUGCUUUGAAACGUUCUUUACCUCAAAACAACAAUCUUUUUGACAACCAUUUAAAAACAAAACCGUACUCAAUGUGUACAGUAGGGACCAUUUUUAUGUUCUUACCUUAAUCGCAUUGGUCUGUUUUUUAAGCCAUGGGGGUUUUUUUUUUAUUGUGGUUUGUUUUGUUUUUUUGUUUCUUUUUGUUAAAUAAGUUAACUUGCAACCUAAAGAACACAUUCAAAAAUGUUAACUGUAGGCUCUCCGAUCCAGACAAAAGGUUUCUUCAAUCAUUGCGGGAAAGUGGCAUAUGGUGGGUUUGUUUUUUUGUUUACAUGCACUUACCAUGAGCAUGUCUCACAACCAACCAAAGCAUUUAGUUAUUUAGGUGUCAGUCUGCAAUAUUUAGUGUCAGAUAUUGGCCUAUCAGCUGCAGAUUAAAAUAAUUUGUCUACAUUAAUGUGCAAUCAUUGUGGAAAAGAUUUGAUUCAUUUGGUUUGCCUCAUGAGGGAGAAGACUGGUAAUGCCACAAACAAGAGUAAAAUAAUGACUGAAGUAUUAAUAGCUCUUAUGUAGGAGGAGAUGUGUGGUUUCCAAUCUGUUCCUUUUUUUUAACUACAUUAAACCUCUAAAUUAUUAGGCAGCACUGUAUUAAAGGAAUAAUGCUAUUCAUACAGACCUGCAAAUGUGAAUCCUGUUUAUAUUUGCUAUAGAUAAAAAUAAUUAUAUUCAGAUACUGUAUCAGCAACACGUUUUAAGCAUAUAUUCUUAGCUUUAAAGAAAUCUAAACCUAAAAUAUCAAGUGAUUAAUUAAAAAUAAAUAUACGUAGAGACUAUUCCAUAGGGAAACAUGUUUGAGAAACACUGGAAACUGCAUUUGAGCCAGUUCGAACCACUUUUACAGUAUAAUAAGCUGUGGUUUUCGCUUAACCAGUUUAUCAGAUAACAUACAAUUCCUAAUGUCCAAGUUCUAUCUGUGCGUGGAAAAGUUACAUACUUCUCAAUAACACAAAGCUGCCUUCUUGUUAGAUUCAUUUCCAAUUCCUGUCUUAAUGACACUUCGGAUUUUGUUUGGAAAAACCUGGAGCUUUCUGUGAUGUAACCAUGUGAUCAUUAUAAUUUCUUCAUACUCAGUAAGUACAACACAAGCAUCCGCUCAACACGUAUAGAAAUUGGAAUUAAUUUGACCGUUACGUUAUUUGUAGAACUUUUACAAAGUUUUGAACAAGCUCUUAUGUGAACACUUCUGAGUUUGUUAAUACUUUUAACUUUGCCAUUUAAAGUAUUUCCUACUUUAAAUGGCAUUUUAAGUACCAUUUUUAAGCAUGCUUCUGAGUUAUCCUCUUAUAUAUCAUUAUCCCAUUCUGGAAGCAAAACAAGUAUGGCUGCAGUCUGCCACAAAGACCCAGCAUGUCCAGCAUGGCAGAGGAAAGAAGAAAGAAGUAUUCUUUUCCUGACCACUUAUCCCAAAAUAUACACUUCCUUCAAAUAUGAACUGGAUACAAUAUUUAGGUUACAUUGAGCUCAGUAUUCCCUACUCCCCAAGGCAUUUAAAUGCAGCAAAGCAUACAGGAUUACAUGAUUCGUUGCAGGAGACAAAAUCUAAAUACUAGGUUUUGGGUUUUAUGGAAGAACAAACAAAUUGAAAGUGUUUUAUAUGACUUCUGUUUUGCAUGACAUUUAAACUCCUUUUUUUUUUUCUUUUAAUACUACGUAAUACUCCCAUUUGAAUAGACAGUUUCAAAGCCAGUGAGCCCAAGUGGCUUGGUGGUUACAUGAUUGUCUUCCGUUGACACUCUUCCAGCUUUCUGUUCAUGCUUUGUCAUUCAAUGCAGUACAAUUACUGUAGGUUUUGUCAUCUAUAAGUCAUUAAUCCUCAUAUACAUCACUUGAAACAAAGUGAUAAGGCCUGUAUUCACGGGCAGAUUCGGUGAGACCGCUCAGCACACAGGGGGUGAAAUGAGCGACCUGCUAGAUUGAGCCUGCAUGCAGGCCAAUCUAGCACCAGCGAUAGCGACGCGCAGGGCCGUGCAUCGCUAUCGCUGUGGGGGUACAGACGGAGAGAUUUUGCUGAAAAUCUAAGCAAUCUAGUCAGAUUGCUUAGAUUAUCGCUCCGUGAGUACCCCCCUAUACUUCCCCUUUAAAAUGACACAUAUGGAAGGAUUUCAUUUUAAAACUACUAAAAUACAUAACUUAAAAUCAGUUUAUUGUAGGUAUGGUGGUCGGACAAUGUUUUCUAAUUGAGAUAUAUCCUUUUGAAUACUUCAGUGAUCAUUUACAAUGUGCUGUUAACCUGUCACAAUCAAAAUCCAUGGUGGAAACGCAACGAAAUUGUAAUAACGAAAGCUGUAAAUAACUAUAUCUGAACUAUUCUAUUUAAAUAGGCACAAAAUCUAAUAUGGUGCUUUUGUCUAUUAGAGUAGUUGCACGUGAGCGCGCAGGAGACAUAGAAGUUGUUAUCCUAGCCUUUAUCUUUCUGUACUUUUUGCCUUGACAUUUACUGAACCAUAUAUUUUAUAAGAUAGACCUAGACAAGCUACAGUACAUUGGUGGUUUUAUUGGCACAUACAGUCCUGCAUCUUUUUGUUGCGUGUAAAGCAGUUGUUUAACAUUUUUGGGUAAUUAAUGUUUUUCCCUCUUCUGUCUCCAUUGCGCUCAGUGCUACAUGAAUGGAGUUGGCCAACGAAAGUGGUUGGAGCUGCACUAUGCAUUUUGCUUAUUAAUUUGGAAUUAAUUUUAUAACAUUAAUCAGAGAUAAAACAAAAUGUUGCAUAUCCAACAAUUUAGAUUUUAUACACCCACAGGACAGCCAGCUCUCUUGGAAGUGGUUAGCAGAUGAUUGUGGUUAGCAGGUUGUAUGAUUGAGAUUAUAUAUAUAUAUAUAUAUAUAUAUAUAUAUAUAUAUAUAUAUAUAUAUUUACCUGCGCAAACUAUACAUUUCAACAUGGAGUGCCGGCUUUCUCCCCCCCCCCCCCCCCAAUAAAAAAAAAAUCACAAAUAAAAUAGGUAUAUAUAUAAAUAUAUAUGUGUGUGUGUAUAUAUGUAUAUAUAUAUAUAUAUAUAUAUAUAUAUAAUUAAUACAGCAAACAGCUAUUUCAUUAAACUUUCUACUGCCGCGAUAUCCAUUUUUGCAUUAAGGAUAUCGCAACUUGCAAAAAAUUGUAUUCUGUUCAUAUAUUUUGCCCACCUGGUAAAGCCCGCUAUAUGGUUGAGGUUUAAUUUUUCUUUAAGACUCCAGCUACCUCAAUUGGUUCAUAUCAAGAACAUUAAUGAUUACUUUAUCAUUGUAUGAAAUUAGAUAUGUGCAGCAAUUUGUAUUCAUGUUUACAGGUGUAAAGGCUAAGGAAACAAUAUUGUAUUUAUUGACUAAGAUCUUUAUUUAUAAGUACAGUUUAUUCCUGUCCUUUUCAUGAUGUACAGAAAUUAAAGUUUUCAGGGGGUUUUGUUUUUGUUUUAGAAAAAAAUCAUCUGUUUGUCACUUCAAGCCCAUAUGUCUACAGCUGGGUUUUUAAUAAUACAUUUUUAGUUUUAUCUAUAAUUGUGGAUCUUUAUCUGUUUAUGCGACUUUUAUAUGCUUGGUUACACUACAAAAAGUUAAUUAUGUCAAAUUAUUACAAAGCUGAGAGAUUUAUAGUCCUGAAGUGCUUGCAAUAAUAGUUAAACUAUGUAUUAGUAAUUAUUUUGUUUCCAUUGAGGUGAAAUGGCUGUAAUAAGUAAUCAUGCUUUGAACAUGUACGCUCAAGAAAUUUGCACGGAAUCGGUAUAUACAAGAUAUAUAUCCUAGGUACAAGUUCAGGCAUGCUUUAGUCACAGCAUUAAUGAUGGCAUGAGGGCCAUAUACUACAUAGGUUAUGUUUGCUUUCUGCAGAAUAAAAACGUGUACAUUUGAUUAAUUGCUGGAUUUUUUUGUUUGAGUGCCUUUUUAUGUUUUUUUUCUGGAUUAUAAUGUGAGGUUUAUUCCUCUUUCACUGUAUGUGUGUGUGUAUACACAUAUAUUAUAUAUAUAUAUAUAUAUAUAUUUAGAAAGAAAAAAAUAAUAUAUAUAUAUAUAUAUAUAUAUUUAGAAAAAUUAACUCUCAUUAUAAUCCAGCAAAAAAGAAUACAUGCAUUGGCUUGUUAUUGAGUCCUAAAUUAUCAGGAGUGUGCUCCGUGAAAGUUUUAUUGUAAUGCUAGGGACAUAUUUCACAAAAAUAAUUCCUAAUUUCACAGAUUAUGAAUUAUUUCCAGACCUGAAGACUUCACAAUUACAUUAACUUUUUACCUUUUAUUAAAAAAAAAUCCAGGAUAAAGCAUAGGAAUAUUUCAAGUACUGUACAUUCCAUUAAUCUUUUCUUAAUUCAGUCUCUUGAAACCAGUCCACUACAGCUGUCUGUGUGAAGUUUUUGCACACCUAACUAUUGUAUGUUCAAUUUUUAACUAUUUUUAUGAGCCUAGUUUGUCACCUUUAUAUAAACUGUAAGCAUUUUGUUUGGCAAAAGAAAAAUGUACAGUUGCACAAUAUUGUUAUGUAAUGUAAGCCUGGGUUUAAAUUGUAUAUAAUCUUUGUGUAUAUAAAUGUGUAUUUGACUUGAUUGUAAAGAUUUAUUAAAGCACUGUAAAUAUUCUGAA
This is a messenger RNA of Pseudophryne corroboree (corroboree frog), 8120 nucleotides long. It is a transcript of the gene EDEM3, whose product is annotated as ER degradation enhancing alpha-mannosidase like protein 3. The record is from RefSeq and is a predicted model, not a curated record. The transcript is spliced from 20 exons. Lineage: Eukaryota; Metazoa; Chordata; Amphibia; Anura; Myobatrachidae. Gene Ontology annotation, cellular component: endoplasmic reticulum; membrane. Gene Ontology annotation, molecular function: calcium ion binding; mannosyl-oligosaccharide 1,2-alpha-mannosidase activity. Gene Ontology annotation, biological process: endoplasmic reticulum mannose trimming; carbohydrate metabolic process; mannose trimming involved in glycoprotein ERAD pathway. Bases 97 to 3075 code for a protein of 992 amino acids.